AUGUUCCUUCCUUUUACUCUUACAUUUCAUUAUGUUUUUCACUUUACUCGUAUUUUCUUUUCUUUCUUCUUCAUUAUAAUUUUCCUGUUUUUUUCUUACCAUGUUUCUUCCUUACUACUCAGUUGUCAUUUUCUUACCAUGUUUCUUCCUUACUACUCAGCUAUCUUUUUCUUACGCUUCAUUAUAAUUUCCUCUUAUUUUCUUACCAUGUUCCUUCCUUACUACUCACCUGACAUUUUCUUACUAUUUUUUCCUUACCAUCAGCUGUCUUUUCUUACUUCAUUCCAAUUGUCUUAUUUUCUUACCAUGUUUCUUCCUGACAUUUUACUAUGUUUCUUACUUCAUCUAUCAGCUGUCUUUUUCUUACACUUCAUUAUAAUUUCCCUCUUAUUUUCUUACCAUCUGACAUUUUCUUACCAUGUUUCUUCCUUACUACUCAGCUGUCUUUUUCUUACGCUUCAUUAUGAUUCCCUCUUAUUUUCUUACCAUGUUUCUUCCUUACUACUCAGCUGUCAUUUUCUUACCAUGUUUCUUCCUUACUACUCAGCUGUCUUUUUCUUACGCUUCAUUAUAAUUUCCUCUUAUUUUCUUACCAUGUUCCUUCCUUACUACUCAGCUGACAUUUUCUUACUAUGUUUCUUCCUUACUACUCAGCUCUACCAUUAUAUAAUUUCCUCGUCUUUUUUCUUACGUAUUCUUCAUUAUGAUUCCCUCUUAUUUUUCUUACUAUGUUCCUUCCUUACUACUCAGCUGUCUUUUUCUUACCCUUCAUUAUGUUUUCUUAUUUUUCUUACCAUGUUUUUCCCUAAUUUACUCAGCUGUCAUUUUCUUACCAUUUUUCUUCCUUUACUACUCAGUUGUCAUUUUCUUACCAUGUUUUUUUACUACUCAUCUAUCUUUUUCUUACGCUUCAUUAUAAUUUCCUUAUUUUCUUACCAUAUUUCCUUCCUUACUACUCAGCUGACAUUUUCUUACUAUGUUUCUUCCUUACUACUCAAUUUGUCUUUUCAUUUUCAUUUAACUCGUAUGUUUUCCUUCCUUACUCAGCUGACAUUUCUUCUUAUGUUUCUUCUAUCUCAGCUGUUUUUUCUUACACUUCAUUAUGAUUCCCUCUUAUUUUCUUACCAUGUUUCUUCCUUACUACUCAGCUGA
This is a messenger RNA of Acanthosepion pharaonis, 1152 nucleotides long. Lineage: Eukaryota; Metazoa; Mollusca; Cephalopoda; Sepiida; Sepiidae. The record is from the annotation of a GenBank genome assembly.